AGGCAGACAAAAUUGAAGGGGCUGCAAAUGCGAGUGCCAUUCCCCAUUCUUUGACCACAGCUACCAAAAAAAAAAGAAAAAAAAAGAUCAGCAUCAUAACAACAGAUCAAGUUUUAAUUAAAUAGAUCCUAAACCGCAGAUAAAUCCAAGAUCUUCCUUCGCUGUACAAUCCACUGGAACAGCUGAAGUUUUCACACCCUUUUUGAUAAUACCACCUUUACUGCGACCGAAGCAAGUAGUUUUCUGCAGCUGCUGGUGAGAUAACAUGGCUGCCAAGGCAGUGUUGAUAUCAAAUUCAGUCCAAGAAAUGGCUCUCAACGGGGAAGAACCACCAGUGAAGUAUUUCUGUAAAGGAAAUGAUGUUGGAGUCCUUGAUGCUUCUGUUCCGUUAAUCGAUAUUCCAGUUGUUGAUCUUGGUCUCCUUACAUCUCCAUCAACCAGUGCACAAGAACUCGAGAAAUUUCACUUAGCUGCCAGCUCAUGGGGCUGCUUUCAGGUAGUAAAUCAUGGGAUGACAAGUUCCUUUUUAGACAAAAUUCGUGAUGUAAGCAAGCGAUUCUUCGCAUUGUCGAUGGAAGAUAAGCAGAAAUACUCCAGAGAAGCUGACAGCAUUGAAGGGUAUGGAAAUGACAUGAUUCUUUCAGACCACCAAACGAUUGACUGGUCUGAUCGAUUGUAUCUUACUAUUAGCCCAGAAGACCAGAGAAAGAUCAAAUUUUGGCCCGAAAAUCCUAAAGAUUUUAGGGAAACCCUAAAUGAAUACACCAUGAAGUUACAAGAGAUAAAUGAAAUUCUCCUUAGAGCCAUGGCAAUGUCAUUGAAUUUGGAGGAAAGCAGCUUUUUAGACCAGUAUGGAGAACGACCACUUGUGGCUGCAAGGUUUAACUUCUAUCCUCCAUGUCCAAGGCCAGAUCGAAUUCUUGGCGUUAAGCCACAUGCAGAUGCAUCGGCAAUUACCUUCCUCUUGCAGGACAAAGAAGUGGAAGGUCUGCAAUUCCUGAAAGACAACCAGUGGUUUAGAGUUCCCAUCAUUCCACAUGCUCUUCUAAUCAAUGUCGGAGAUCAAGUAGAGAUAAUGAGCAAUGGAAUAUUCAAGAGCCCUGUUCACAGGGUGGUGACAAACACAGAAAAGGAGAGGAACACUCUGGCUGUGUUCUGCAUUCCCGACUCAGAUAAAGAGAUCAAACCGGCAGAUGGGCUUAUCAGUGAAACGAGGCCAAGUUUAUACAAGAAGGUGAAAGAUUAUGUUAGUAUCUACUUUCAAUACUACCAGCAAGGGAAGAGGCCAAUAGAAGCAGUGAAGAUUUAAAUUUUUUUCAUAUGUAAUAACAGAACCUUUGUGGUGUAACAAUAGACAUGGGAAAAACCAUAGCAAUCCGUGACUAUUUGUGGUGCCGAGGUGCUUGUUACCUUACCUGGAUUAUCAGAUAAAGAUUGGAAAGCAAUGUUUCUGCUUCUUGUUGGAACAUAA
This is a messenger RNA of Populus trichocarpa (black cottonwood), 1471 nucleotides long. RefSeq names its product protein SRG1. Bases 266 to 1309 code for a protein of 347 amino acids. Lineage: Eukaryota; Viridiplantae; Streptophyta; Magnoliopsida; Malpighiales; Salicaceae. The record is from RefSeq and is a predicted model, not a curated record. The transcript has 4 exons.